GAUGAUGCGCACUGACAGCGAUGCGAUGUUUUGUGCUUGUUUGUAAACAAACACCUUUGACAGACGAGUUUGCGGUCUUCUUGCGGAAAUGGGAGUUCGCGGACUGACCACGUUUAUCGAAACCAACGCGGAAGCGUACUUAAAACCGUUCGAAUUACACGAUACUCCGCUCGUAAUCGAUGGAGACAGCCUGUGUGCGCAACUGUUUUCAAGGACCAACCAAAAAACCACACCAUUCGGUGGCCACUACGAUGCCUACUUCCGACUGGUGGUGGACUUCUUCGACAUGCUCCGGGCGUGCCGGAUCGUGCCCUACGUGUUGCUUGACGGUGGAUACGAGUCACGGAAAAUCGCCACCGUCCGGGAGCGGAUGAAGCAGAAGGUGCACAGCAUCGCCCAGCUUAGCCUGGAGUCAACGCGCUACACGAUGCCACUGAUGCUGCGGGAAGUGUUUGUCGAUGCGGUCCGUGCGGCCGGCGUAUCACUGAUGCGGUGCGCUUUCGAGGCAGACGAUGAGGUGGCCAUCCUGGCACGCAAACUAGACUGUCCGGUGAUGAGCUACGAUUCCGAUUUCUACAUCCACAACGUACGCUACAUACCGUUCGUGACGCUAACGCACAAGAUCUACCGCAAGGUGACCGAUCCCAGUGGGGACAACUUUGAGAUCGGUAUCGUGGACCGGACAAAGGCGGGCACACGACACGAGGUAAAGUUUUUGGCCCAGUGUGGCGACGAGCGGUUGAUCCGGGGAGCGGAGAGCGUGACGUACGACUACCUCGACUGUUGCCUGUACACGAUCGAGAAUCUGAUCGGUCCGAACGAACGGCUUGGCAGGGAGAUGAUCCCACUGUUUGCCGUGCUGCUGGGGAACGAUUACAUCGAGCGGAAAGUCCUGGAGGGCUUCUAUCGAUCGAUCAAGAGCGGUCGCUCGAACCGCAAGAUCGGCCAACAGCAGAGAAGAAUCCGGGUGGUGUUGAAGUGGCUACAAAACCAAACGUUACAGUCGGCGAUCCGGACUAUCGUUAAUCAAAUCCGGGCAACCAACCGCAACCAGAUCUACCGACAGAUGCUGACCGCAAUGCGGGGCUAUAAUGUCGAGGAAUGUGUUUCAUUUGAAUUCUUCGGUUUUCGCCCGGAACAACCAUCGAUCGAUGGACCGUUGACUGAUGCAGAGGUUGAGCGCAAUAUAGUGGAUGGUUUAGGUGAAGUGGAAGAGGCCAGUGAGCAGCAUUCCUGUCCCAGUGAUGUGGCAUCUGGAGAAGAGGAUUUGAACGAAGAGUCGGAUGAAGAGGAUCAGGAUGAAGACGCUGUGUCCACAAACGACGACGACGAUGAUGAUGAUGACGAGCAACAGAGCGACUCAGAUGAACAGGAGUCACCGGGGCCAUGGCGUAAUCGGUAUACGGACCACCGAUGGCCCACCUGGUUCCGUGAGCUGUACCGUGAGGUACGAACGCCACGUUUUGUGGCCGAUCUGUACCACUCGCGGCUUUGCAUAAACUCGCCCCAGAUGGAGGACAUCGGCAAACCGAACAGCAACACAAUUAGUUAUCCGAUUCUUCACCUCAUCUUUGCACUACUCUCCAGCCAACAUCCAGGUCCAACGCGGACGAGCUUCCGGUAUAUCACGCGCAAGCAACGGAAACCGGGUGUGCGGUAUCAAACAUUCGAGGACAUUCAGCUACCGGAUGGGUUGCACUUUUCUCCGGAAGAUCCUUCACGAAACAUUGCCUUCAUUAAGCAUCUUUUCAGAGAGUGCGGUGUCACGGAAUGGGAAGAUCUAUUCGAUCGCGCUCAGCACCUACCGGCUAACAUGGCUCUCUACUUUCUUGCCAUCAUCUACUGGGCCAAGAACUGUGGCGAGGUGAAUGUGGCCCACGUGCAGGCACUGAUCGUGUGCGUGCUGCAGCUGCAAAUCGUGGAUCGCUGUUUGAAGAACCGGAACCGUGAUGUGGAUCUGUUCCACAAACAGCACAAACAGUUGCUCGAUGAGCGCAAAGAAAGGAAACCGGCCAAACCGGCAGUAGCAGUGGCCACUAAAUCCUUCUCAAGAACCAUCUAUCAACAGCUGACGGGUGGCGUACCGCGAACGGAACUGAUCCAAGCCUACAGUGCACUGAUUCGUCACUUUUCCGUCGACGAAAAGCUGCAUCGGAAGAACACGCACAUUGACCGGUCGACGGUGCACACGAUGGCCGAGUUUCAAUCGGUUUGCUUCAAUCUGUAUGCCCUCAACUCUCUGCUCGGUCCUCCGUUCGAUAGUUUGCGAAUGCAUGAGCUGUACAACAGCCUUUUCGUGUACAACGUACACGAGACGAUCAAAUCGCGCACGGAUCCGUGUGAGUACGUACGCGGCACCCUGUUCCGUGAUUCUGCCGGCCUCUACGAAGCGUUCACGUGUAUGGUAGCGUUCGUGGUACGAUACGUACCGGAACUGAAUGAACGCAAACGUGGCGCAGUAAGGCAAGCGAAGACCAAGUCUUCAUCCGCUGCCAUCGCAGGAGGCAGGAAAGGUGGCAAAAAGGUAAAUCCUCCGCCGGCUAAUGAUUGGCAGGCAGAAGAGCAACCGAGCGAUGGCGAUGGGGAGGAGUUUGUUGAUGUUAAUAAUAAGUUCAGCCAACUGUUGCUGGCCGGUGUGUAACGGCGUGCUUUUUCGAAAAAGAGAGACCAAUAAACCCACAAAUAAUGUUUGAAACGAAA
This is a messenger RNA of Anopheles aquasalis, 2700 nucleotides long. RefSeq names its product single-strand DNA endonuclease protein asteroid (gene ast). The record is from RefSeq and is a predicted model, not a curated record. Lineage: Eukaryota; Metazoa; Arthropoda; Insecta; Diptera; Culicidae.